Seminavis robusta is the source of this 1155-nucleotide messenger RNA. The record is from the annotation of a GenBank genome assembly. NCBI's taxonomy places the organism in Eukaryota, Bacillariophyta, Bacillariophyceae, Naviculales, Naviculaceae.
AUGGCGUCGAGAGGAGGUGUUCUUGUAUUUUUCAUGGGAGCGACCAUGACGGCUGCCAUCUUUCGGAUGACGCAAGAUCUCAAUGCGCUGCCGAUGACGUAUAUGGAGGAUGCGGAGAUGCCAGUACAGUGCGAUACCGCCAACCGGAGAGUUCCGUUACAGGCACCUGACUUUGGUCCCUACAAGCCAGCUCCUGUGGAAAAAUAUGUCUUGGAACAUGCGGCCGAACUGAAAUUUGAUGUGGCUCCUCCAGAAUGGACUCCCACCUGUCAGGUCUACACAGAUCCUCAAUCUACUCCCUAUCAUGCGCAACUGCAGGAUUUUAUAGAGGAAUUGGACUCCUACUACAAGUUGGUGAAUGACUUUGACACUCCCAUCAAGGAUCUGAGAAGGAACAUUACUGAAUACGACAAUAGCAUCUGUGAUUUGCUAGAGCUGUAUCCUGGUGGAAUGCCAGCAAUCUUCAACAAGAGCCAACAACUCUCACAUUCCUCCUCAGGGUGGCUAGAACCGCUCAUUCCUCCAAUGAGGCACCCUCGCUUUUGUUUCAACAAGGAUUUCCACAAAAGGCCAAAACAUUUGAUACGCACCGACUACCUCUUGCACGACUUUCAGGCUCUCUGCAAGAAACUCAAGCCUACUAGUCGCACCGUUUUUGUGGACAUGGGAGCAUCUCUUGUCUUUCACAAGGGCUCACAAUCUCCCGUACUGGAUCUGAUCCAGUUGUUUGGAAAAUUCGGAUUCAACUUUGAUCACGUGUAUGCCUACGAAUACAAAAAGCACGAUCCCGAAAAUGUCUUUAAAAGUGUGCCCGAUUAUCUGGAUGCCUCCUAUCACUGGAUCAACAUGGGAGUCACUUCGGAUACCAACAGUCGCCAAAACCCUUUUAAAUUAUUGCAAGACUACUUUGAACCCGAUGAUUUGAUCAUUGUCAAACUGGACAUUGAUACGCCCAAAUUGGAGCGGCAGUUGGCACAACAAUUGUUGGACAAUCCACAGCUGGGAAAGCUCAUUGAUCACUUUUAUUUUGAGCAUCAUGUGAAUCAAGAAGAGCUCGCGGGCACUUGGGGACGUGGUAAAGAAACCGUUGCGGAUUCCAUGAAUUUGUUUCAAGAAUUUCGCAAGAGAGGAAUUCCAGCCCACUUUUGGGUAUAA